Molecule: messenger RNA, 962 nt
Organism: Ilyonectria robusta
Lineage: Eukaryota; Fungi; Ascomycota; Sordariomycetes; Hypocreales; Nectriaceae
Exons: 3
Coding region: 270-797 (175 amino acids)
Source: RefSeq, a predicted model, not a curated record
UCCACGUACGGCAUGGUACUUCACAUUGCAUCCAAAAGCUUCCUCGAUACCGCGACAUUUUUUUUUCUUUACUGGUAUACGCUCUAUAAUGGUCACACCCGGCGUUUUGGUUUUGGGCUCCACAUUACACGGGCGAGGAGCCGUUUGCCGUCCGUUCAUGUCCGAUCACAUGGAUGAUGCACCAUCGCACUGCCCUGGGAUCUAUCUGGUUCUGAUACCCUAGAAAAGGGUAGAGCAUCGAUCAGGUGAAAACAAAAUUGUACCACUUAAUGGUGGUUGGCGUGCCGCGGCCGCUCGCUUCAUCUUUCUUUUGUGCGCAACGACUUCGAGAUGCGACCCCGAUUAAGUUUGCACGACAAGACUCUCGCCUCAGUCUAAGGAAAUUGCGUCAUUUACGAACGGAUUCCAACGAGACACCUCACUUGACGAACUUGAAAAAAAGUUUGGGGACAGUAUAUAUUUUUGCACAUGUUCAUGUUUUAUUGUUGGGUGUGACAGAUGACGGUUUCUGUCCACGAAAAAGGGUCUACAUGAUGGGGUUCAUGCAUUGCGUUCUAGCGGGUAAAACGGGGAAUAUGGGAUGGGUUUUCUUUGGUAUGAUACGUUGUUCUUCUGCUUUUCUGCCCCGAGGCUGGAUUGAUGCCCUCGCGUCCCUCGGACAAGCCGACGCGCAGAUGAGCUCACCAGUUCCACUCGGUGGCUGUUUUUUUUACGAUCUUAGACGUUGUCUUCAUGGUUUCGGCAUCAGUAGAGGAGGGGGCUCUAUUAGGAAGUUUGCUUCUUUUGCACCGGCUUAAUGGGGAAUCAUUUUGGUUGGGUGUCUUCAAGCUACCGCAUCGGUUUAUUCUUCAUGAUAUGGAAUGAUAUUUUAUGGGACUGGCGGCUGACUUGGCCCGGGACAAGAGGGCAAAGGGACCGCUUGGUGAAGAUGUUUCGAGUCUUGUUUGCCGUCUCGAAAGGCG